AUGCAUUUUUUUCUGCGAUUUUACAGUGCAGAUACCCUGACGGGUAAGACCAUUACCCUCGACGUCGAGUCGAGCGACACCAUCGACAACGUCAAGGCCAAGAUCCAGGACAAGGAGGGCAUCCCCCCUGACCAGCAGCGCCUGAUCUUCGCCGGCAAGCAGCUUGAGGAUGGCCGCACCCUGAGCGACUACAACAUCCAGAAGGAGUCCACCCUCCACCUCGUCCUCCGUCUCCGUGGUGGUAUCAUCGAGCCCUCGCUCAAGGCUCUCGCCUCCAAGUACAACUGCGAGAAGUCCAUCUGCCGCAAGUGCUACGCCCGUCUUCCUCCUCGUGCCACCAACUGCCGUAAGAAGAAGUGCGGUCACACCAACCAGCUCCGCCCCAAGAAGAAGCUCAAGUAA
Messenger RNA from Aspergillus clavatus NRRL 1, 402 nucleotides. RefSeq names its product ubiquitin-60S ribosomal protein L40 fusion protein. NCBI's taxonomy places the organism in Eukaryota, Fungi, Ascomycota, Eurotiomycetes, Eurotiales, Aspergillaceae. Gene Ontology annotation, molecular function: ubiquitin protein ligase binding; structural constituent of ribosome; protein tag activity. The record is from RefSeq and is a predicted model, not a curated record. The transcript has 4 exons. Gene Ontology annotation, cellular component: ribosome; cytoplasm; nucleus. Gene Ontology annotation, biological process: translation; protein ubiquitination; modification-dependent protein catabolic process. Bases 1 to 402 code for a protein of 133 amino acids.